Molecule: messenger RNA, 2029 nt
Organism: Bicyclus anynana (squinting bush brown)
Lineage: Eukaryota; Metazoa; Arthropoda; Insecta; Lepidoptera; Nymphalidae
Product: adenylate kinase 8-like
Exons: 11
Coding region: 1-1383 (460 amino acids)
Biological process (GO): nucleoside triphosphate biosynthetic process
Cellular component (GO): cytoplasm
Molecular function (GO): nucleoside diphosphate kinase activity; ATP binding; AMP kinase activity
Source: RefSeq, a predicted model, not a curated record
AUGACCGAAACUGAUGCAACGGAAAGGCCUCUUGAAAUGCCUCAAAAAUUUUUGCCAUAUUUAGAAAAGUAUCGAAUUUAUAAGCUAUUGAAGGAUAUGCUACAAGAUCUAGUGCUGAAUCUGCCAAAAGAUCAUUUAAAGCACAUGAAAGUCUACCUCAAGCGUCAUUUGGACUCGUCUAAGGAUGUCGAUAGAGUCAUCCUACUUGUUUCUCCGGAACUAAAAAUAGACGUAAAGAAGUUAGUACACGAUAUGAUAAAAGAUUUUGGUUUUUACGUCAUCACACGUCGCUGCGUGAUGGAUCGUUACGAAAAGCAUGAUUCUUACGACCCCAAUAGCAUCUCUCCCGCGAUGUUGUCAGAGAUGACUAAAUUGUUAACCCUCAUUGACCCGGUACCGCAGACGGGUUGGCUUUUGUUCGACCACCCUUGUACGGUGCGCGAGGCUCGCUGCCUGCAGCAAGACGGCGUGCUGCCCACGGUGACGCUGGCGCUGUCCCCGCCUGCGCCGCUGGCGCCGCCCUCGCCCGACCCGCACACACCGCAUCGCUCCUUCUACCAACAGGACUUCGAGGGACUGAAGAUAGCUUACAAAGCUACACUUAAGGAAGUUUACAUAGAGCCCAACCAGCCCCUGGAGCAGACCGCGGCUCAGUGCAUGCGCGCCGUCCGCGCUGCGGCCGCGGGCGCGCAGGGCUCCGGGCAGGGCUUCCACGCGACGGGCGCGCCCGGCGUGUACCGGGUGCUGCUGAUUGGGCCCUCGGGCUGCGGCCGCGCCACGCAGGCCCGCGCCACCUCCAGGCACUUCGACCUUGUGCAUUUGAAUUUCCGAGAUCUGUUGAACGAAGCGCGCGCCCGCGCUGACGAGACCGCUGAGCGACUACGCAAGUUUGGCCUCAGCGAGCAGCUGAAGGCGGAGAUAGUCAAACGACGCAUUGCUGAGAAGGACUGUAUCGAUCAGGGCUGGGUGCUGGCGGGGUACCCCAUGACUGGUGCCGAUUUUGAACACUUGGAUCGCAUGCCGACACCACCUAACCGUAUAAUAUUUCUAAACGUACCGCGCGCGGUGUGCAAGUCGCGAGUGCUGUCCCGCGGCGUGGACUGGUGCACCGGCAAGGACGCUCCGCUCGGCUCUGGCGGACGGGUGCUGCCGCGCGGUCCGGACGCGGCGCAGGUGGACGAAGAGCUUGAUAACUACUUCAGCGAAAACUUGGCGGAGCUGAGAGCUGCGGCUGGGAUUACUGCCGUGGAAGUUGAUGGCACCAAACCCAUUGAUGAAGUUCAAGUGAAAGUGCAAGCGGCUAUCAUGGCAUCGCCGAGCUUCAACAUCGAAUGCAGUUCUCAGCUACGCAACGUUGAACACGCCGACGAGCUCAUGUAUUGAAAGAAAAUAAAAUGAACAUAUUCAUAGAAAACUUUUUUUAUUUAUGUACCUUGGUACUUAACUUUAUCCGAAGAAUUAUUAUUAUUUAACUACAAUAAAACACAGACUAAACGAAAAAGACAAUGCUGUUCCUGUAAAAUAUUGGCAGAGAUAAUGUUAAAAAUUACAGUACAGUAAAUUAAUCUUAUUCGUUUGGCCUGUGCAAUUAAAUUACUGCUAAUUAAGAACUAACAAUUCAGCAGUCUCAAAAAACAAUUAAUUACUAUUAUUCAGUUAUCGGGAAUGAAUCUAUAAAUACAUGUAUAAUUGAGGUAGUCUCAGUGUGAUGGGAGACUAAAAAUCGCAUAGCGGGCAUCUGGAACUCUCGACUCUAAUUGAUUUCAAUACAUUAAAAAAAAUGCUUCAACUUAUACAAAUCAAUCAUUCAAACAUACAAUGUGCGGCGGUUAAUAAAGGUUCUACAGAUGUGCCAACAUGACUACAACUAAGAAUGUAUGCCAAACAAAAGUGUCAAGUUGAUGAUGGUAGUUGGCAUAUCUGCAGAUUCUUUAACACGAGAGCUUCGACAAGGUAUGACUCGGUCCUGCCGAACCACCACACUCCGUUCAUACAACAUACAUACACUUCAUACAUUCACACUAAUAAA